GCAAAAGUCGUUCAAUACAGCAUAAACGUUAGGUUGAGACUAUGGUUACCUCCACGGGAACCGCCACGACCACCACGAUCAUAAGCCAUUUUGUUGAGUGAUUAGUUUAGAAAAAAAAAGAGGGAAAGGGUUCUUCACAGAAAAAAAUUUCCAGUGGAAACAGCGGCUGAACAAUAAAAAAAAUCGCUCGAGUCAAAGCGGUCACGGUGGCUUAAAAAAUCGUGCGAGCCAAUCAGAUGUGUAUUAUAUCCUGAGCUUUUGCCUGUCAAUUUUCGACUGACUUAUGGUUCCUGCAGUCUAAAAAUGUCAAAUUCAAGUCAUGUAACCGAGAAAACUGAAGACUCGCGUCUGCAAGACAGAGCAAAGCAGAGAAUUACAUUAAUAAGAGAUGAUGACGAUGAAGCGCCUGUACGUCAACCACAGCCUUUUCCAAGCAAUGUCACAAACCAUGAUAGUGAGGGAAAGCUCUUUGAUGGAGAAAACACCCCACAAAACAUCGCAACAUAUGGAUUCGGUCUUGGAAUAUUGGCCGGAUGCAGUAUAGCAUUUGCUGCAACGGGUGUGAUUUACCCUCAAAUGUGGCUAUUCUUAAUGUGCUUGGCUAUCUUCCACUUCUUAGAGUAUUUGGCAACUGCGCUCUUCAAUGGACCUAAACUCAGCUUGGAUUCCUUUCUGAUCAACCACAGCACUCACUAUCACGCUGCUCAUCUCGCUGGCCUUACCGAAUUUUUAAUAGAGGCGUACUUCUUUCCUUCUUGGAAACAAUUCGGUGUCAUCAAUUGGCUCGGUCUCGUUCUGAUGGUAUCUGGCCAAGCUGCUCGUACUAUCGCCAUGUUUUCAGCGAAAUCAAACUUCUCUCACCACAUCGUCUCAUACAAAGCUUCUAACCAUGUCCUCGUCACCAGUGGCAUUUAUUCCAUCAUGCGACACCCCUCCUACUUUGGAUUUUACUGGUGGGCGAUAGGUGCUCAGGUGGUGUUGAUGAAUCCAAUUUGCUUUGCGCUAUUCGUUUACUGGCUGCAUCGUUUCUUCUCAGAUCGCAUCCAGUAUGAAGAGCACACCUUGUCUAGAUUCUUCCGCGAAGAAUGGGACGCUUACAAGAAAAAGACACCCACUUUGAUGCCCUUCAUUGCUUAGAAUAUCAUCUAUACCAUACCAGCAUUGGCAAUUUGCAUGCACAUUUGUUUAUAUAUCAUCCAUUUUUUUAACAUUAACCAACAAACA
This is a messenger RNA of Umbelopsis ramanniana AG, 1224 nucleotides long. RefSeq lists its product as uncharacterized. The record is from RefSeq and is a predicted model, not a curated record. Bases 304 to 1137 code for a protein of 277 amino acids. Gene Ontology annotation, molecular function: protein C-terminal S-isoprenylcysteine carboxyl O-methyltransferase activity. The transcript has 3 exons. NCBI's taxonomy places the organism in Eukaryota, Fungi, Mucoromycota, Umbelopsidomycetes, Umbelopsidales, Umbelopsidaceae. Gene Ontology annotation, cellular component: endoplasmic reticulum; membrane. Gene Ontology annotation, biological process: C-terminal protein methylation.